CCACCAACAGAACAGCUCGUUCCUGUCACAUGGGGAGCUGGAGAAGCAGCUGCUGCAGGCCAACCCCAUCCUGGAGGCCUUCGGAAACGCCAAGACCGUCAAGAACGACAACUCUUCCCGAUUUGGCAAGUUCAUUAGGAUCAACUUUGAUGUCAAUGGUUACAUCGUCGGGGCCAACAUUGAAACAUACCUGCUGGAGAAGUCCCGUGCCAUCCGCCAGGCCAAAGACGAGAGGACCUUCCACGUCUUCUACUACAUGCUGACCGGUGCUGGGGACAAGCUGCGCUCCGAGUUGUGUCUGGAGGGCUACAGCAACUACCGCUUCGUUUCCAACGGCAACCUGACCAUCCCGGGCCAGCAUGACAAGGACCUCUUCACGGAGACGCUGGAGGCCAUGAAGAUCAUGAGCAUCCCCGAGGAUGAGCAGAUCGGCAUGCUGAAGGUGGUGUCCUCCGUCCUCCAGCUGGGGAACAUGAGCUUCAAGAAGGAGCGCCACACCGACCAGGCCUCCAUGCCCGACAACACCGCGGCCCAGAAGGUGUGCCACCUGAUGGGGAUGAACGUGACGGACUUCACCCGGGCCAUCCUGUCUCCGCGCAUCAAGGUGGGCCGGGACUACGUGCAGAAGGCCCAGACCCAGGAGCAGGCGGAGUUCGCCGUGGAGGCGCUGGCCAAGGCCACCUAUGAGAGGAUGUUCCGCUGGCUGGUGAUGAGGCUCAACAAGGCUCUGGACAAGACCAAGAGGCAGGGCGCCUCCUUCAUCGGCAUCCUGGACAUCGCCGGCUUCGAGAUCUUUGAGCUGAACUCGUUUGAGCAGAUGUGCAUCAACUACACCAACGAGAAGCUGCAGCAGCUGUUCAACCACACCAUGUUCAUCCUGGAGCAGGAGGAGUACCAGCGGGAGGGCAUCGAGUGGAGCUUCAUCGACUUCGGCCUGGACCUGCAGCCCUGCAUCGACCUCAUCGAGAAGCCUGCCAACCCCCCGGGAAUCCUGGCCCUGCUGGACGAGGAGUGCUGGUUCCCCAAGGCCACGGACAAGAGCUUUGUGGAGAAGGUUCUGCAGGAGCAGGGGGGGCACUCCAAGUUCCACCGGCCAAAGAAGCUGAAGGACGAGGCCGACUUCUGCAUCAUGCACUACGCCGGCAAGGUUGACUACAAGGCUGACGAGUGGCUGAUGAAGAACAUGGACCCGCUCAACGACAACGUGGCCUCACUGCUCAACCAGUCCACCGACAAGUUCGUCUCCGAGCUCUGGAAGGAUGUGGACCGCAUCGUGGGCCUGGACAAGGUGGCUGGGAUGUCUGAGAUGCCGGGGGCCUUUAAGACGCGUAAGGGCAUGUUCCGCACGGUGGGGCAGCUCUACAAGGAGCAGCUGUCCAAGCUCAUGGCCACGCUCAGGAACACCAACCCCAACUUCGUCCGCUGCAUCAUCCCCAACCACGAGAAGAAGGCGGGUAAGCUGGACCCCCACCUGGUGCUGGACCAGCUCCGCUGUAACGGGGUCCUGGAGGGGAUCAGGAUCUGCCGCCAGGGCUUCCCCAACCGCAUCGUGUUCCAGGAGUUCAGGCAGAGGUACGAGAUCCUAACUCCCAACGCCAUCCCCAAGGGCUUCAUGGACGGGAAACAGGCCUGCGUGCUCAUGAUCAAAAGCCUGGAGCUGGACCCCAACCUGUACCGGAUCGGGCAGAGCAAGGUGUUCUUCCGGGCCGGAGUCCUGGCCCACCUGGAGGAGGAGCGCGACAUGAAGAUCACCGAGGUCAUCAUCAGCUUCCAGGCCUGGUGCCGUGGUUACGUGGCCCGCAAGGCCUUCGCCAAGCGGCAGCAGCAGCUGACGGCCAUGAAGGUGAUCCAGAGGAACUGCGCAGCCUACCUGAAGCUCCGCAACUGGCAGUGGUGGAGGCUGUUCACCAAGGUGAAGCCUCUGCUGCAGGUCUCCAGGCAGGAGGAGGAGAUGUUGGCCAAGGACGAGGAGCUCAACAAGGUGAAGGAGCAGCAGACGUAUGCCGAGCAGCAGCUCACUGAGAUGGAGUCCAAGCAGCAGCAGCUGGGGGCGGAGAAGCUGGCCCUGCAGGAGCAGCUCCAGGCGGAGACGGAGCUGUGUGCCGAGGCGGAGGAGAUGAGGUCCCGCCUUGCCGUCCGCAAGCAGGAGCUGGAGGAGGUCCUCCACGAGCUGGAGGGCCGCAUGGAGGAGGAGGAGGAGCGCACCACGCAGCUGCAGACCGAGAGGAAGAAGAUGCAGCUCAACAUCGGGGACCUGGAGCAGCAGCUGGAUGAGGAGGAGGCCGCCCGGCAGAGGCUUCAGCUGGAGAAGGUCACCCUGGAGGCCAAGAUGAAGAAGGUGGAGGAGGACGUGAUGGUGCUGGACGACCAGAACAACAAGCUCAACAAGGAGAAGAAGCUGUUUGAGGAGAGGAUCUCCGAGUUCACCUCCAACCUGGCGGAGGAGGAGGAGAAGUCCAAGAGUCUGCAGAAGCUGAAGACCAAGCAUGAGGCCAUGAUCACAGACCUGGAGGACCGCCUGCGUCGCGAGGAGAAGCAGCGGCAGGAGCUGGAGAAGAACCGGCGCAAGCAGGACGGAGACUCUGCGGAGCUCCACGACCAGAUCGCCGAGCUGCAGGCCCAGAUCGCCGAGCUCCGCCUCCAGCUGGCCAAGAAGGAGGAGGAGCUGCAGGCCGCCCUCGCAAGGAUGGAGGAGGAGGCGGCCCUGAAGAACCUGGCCCAGAAGAAGAUCCGCGAGAUGGAGGCGCAGCUGUCUGAGCUUCAGGAGGACCUGGACCUGGAGCGGCAGGCCCGGGCCAAGGCGGAGAAGCACCGCCGCGACCUCGGGGAAGAGCUGGAGGCGCUGAAGACGGAGCUGGAGGACACGCUGGACUCCACCGCCACCCAGCUGGAGCUCAGGAGCAAGCGUGAGACGGAGGUGACCCACCUGAAGAAGGCCCUGGAGGAGGAUGCCAAGGUCCACGAGAUGCAGGUGGCGGAGAUGAGGCAGAAGCACGGGCAGGCCUUUGACGAGCUCAACGAGCAGCUGGAGCAGGCCAAGAGGAACAAGGUGUCCGUGGACAAGACCAAGCAGGCUCUGGAGUCGGAGCGCAACGAGCUGGCCAUCGAGCUGCAGACGCUGAUGCAGGGCAAGGGCGAAUCAGAGCACCGCCGGAAGAAGGCGGAGGGCCAGGUCCAGGAGCUGCAGGUCAAGCAUGGCGAGAGCGAGCGCCAGCGGCAGGAGCUGGCCGAGAGGGUCACCAAGCUGCAGGCGGAGCUGGACAACGUGAGCGGGUUGCUGAGCGAGGUGGAGGGCAAGUCCAUCAAAGCCACCAAGGACUGCUCCAGCGUGGAGUCGCAGCUCCAGGACGUCCAGGAGCUGAUGGCGGAGGAGACGCGCCAGAAGCUCACCCUGAACACCAAGCUGCGGCAGCUGGAGGACGAGCAGAACGGGCUGCGGGAGCAGCUUGAGGAGGAGGAGGAGUCCAAGAAGAACGUGGAGAAGCAGCUCCUCAUGGUGCAGGCGCAGCUGAUGGACAUGAAGAAGAAGGUGGAGCUGGAGGCGGGCUCACUGGAGAACGCAGAGGAGGGCAGGAAGCGGCUGCAGCGGGACCUGGAGGGCGUGAGCCAGCGCAUGGAGGAGAAGUGCGCCGCCUUCGAGAAGCUGGACAAGACCAAGACGCGGCUGCAGCAGGAGCUGGACGACCUGCUGGUCGACCAGGACCACCUCCGGCAGAUCGUCUCCAACCUGGAGAAGAAGCAGAAGAAGUUUGAUCAGAUGCUGGCGGAGGAGAAGACCAUCUCUGCGCGCUACGCGGAGGAGCGGGACCGCGCGGAGGCGGAGGCCCGGGAGAAGGAGACGCGGGCGCUGGCCCUGACCCGCGAGCUGGAGGCCCUGAUGGACAACAAGGACGAGCUGGACCGCAACAACAAGCUGCUGCGCGCCGAGAUGGAGGACCUGGUCUCCUCCAAGGACGACGUCGGCAAGAGUGUCCACGAGCUGGAGAAGUCGAAGCGUGGCCAGGACCAGCAGCUGGAGGAGAUGCGCGUGCAGCUGGAGGAGCUGGAGGACGAGCUGCAGGCCACGGAGGACGCCAAGCUGCGUCUGGAGGUCAACAUGCAGGCCAUGAAGGCGCAGUACGACCGCGACCUGGCCGGCCGCGACGAGAUGGGAGAGGAGAAGAAGAGAGCGCUGGUCAAACAGGUGCGGGAGAUGGAGCUGGAGCUGGAGGAUGAGAGGAAGCAGCGGUCCGUUGCCACGGCAGCGCGUAAGAAGCUGGAGCUGGACCUGAAGGAGCUGGAGUCGGCCAUCGACAUGGCCAACAAGAACCGCGAUGAGGCCCUGAAGCAGCUCAAGAAACUCCAGGCCCAGAUGAAGGAGCUGAUCCGGGAGCUGGAGGACACCCGCAUGUCCCGGGAGGAGAUCCUGGCCCAGGCCAAGGAGACGGAGAAGAAGUUGAAGGGCAUGGAGGCCGACAUGAUCCAGAUGCAGGAGGAGCUGGCCGCCGCCGAGAGAGUGAAGAGACAGGCCCAGCAGGAGAGAGACGAGCUGCAGGACGAGAUCAACAGCCAGGCUGCCAAGAACGCCCAGGUGGCCGAGGAGAAGAGGAGGCUGGAGGCUCGCAUCGCACAGCUGGAGGAGGAGCUGGAGGAGGAGCAGUGCAACACGGAGCUGGUCAACGACCGCCUCAAGAGAGCCCUGCUGCAGACAGACCAGAUGAACGUGGAGCUGACGGCGGAGCGCAGUACCUCCCAGCGCCUGGAGGGGGCGCGGGCGCAGAUGGAGCGGCAGAACAAGGAGCUGAAGCUGAAGCUGGGCGAGCUGGAGGGCACCGUUAAGAGCAAGUACAAGGCCGCCAUCGCCGCCAUGGAGGCCAAGAUCGCACAGCUGGAGGAGCAGCUGGACAUGGAGACCAGGGAGCGGCAGGCGGCCUCCAAGCUGGUCCGCCGUACGGAGAAGAAGCUGAAGGAGGUGAUCCUGACGGUGGACGACGAGAGACGCAACACCGAGCAGUACAAGGACCAGGCCGACAAGCUGAACUCCCGCAUGAAGCAGCUGAAGCGGCAGCUGGAGGAGGCGGAGGAGGAGGCGCAGCGGGCCAACGCCAACCGCAGGAAGCUGAUGCGCGAGCUGGAGGACGCCUCGGAGUCGGCCGACGCCAUGAACCGGGAGGUCAGCACGCUGAAGAGCAAGCUCAGGCGCGGCGACCUGCCAAUUACCAUCCGUCGCUUCGUGACGCGGUCAGGCGCGGAGAGUGACGAGGAGGGCGAGGCCAAGCCAGAGACCCCGGAGCCCAAGCCCGAGUGAGGCGGCGCCACAACAGCCUAUGGUGGUCUCCGGCAGAACUGCAUGACGAAUACACACCAACGAUUUAUAGCAAAACACAACUGACUGUACAGAAGGAUGGGGGGUGUACUGUACGAUCCACAGGAAGGGAAUUUGGCUGUUCAGUCGCACUCUCCACAAUGAUAGGAGUGACAAUCUAUGCACAUUUUUUAACUCUUGCGCUUGCAAAACAAACGGUAAAAACACACCAAUAUGCAGACAAUCGACCAUGCUGAGACGUAUUCUUAAUACACCCUACGCGCUUUUUUGGGAGGGCCAAAUAUCAUAAUUACUUGUUCCCUGAAGCUUAAAAAAAAUUAACGAAAAGAAAAAAAAUAUUUUUAUAUGGAAAACGUAUUCAAGGCCUUGGUUUAAUAUCUAUUUUUUUAAUCGAGGAAAGAAGAAAAGAAAACACAAAUAACUCCUUAAUCAGGAGGAUUACUGGAAGGGGACAAAAGGUGUGUGGGCGUCCAGAUCUGGACCAGAUGGAGCCGGCUUGAAACGGUUCUGGGUGGUGACGGUGAGCGAUCUGUGCUCCUUAAUGCUUUAGCUCUCGCGCCUCGCUUGUACAAGAGGCUGCUCGCUCAUUAUUGAUUAUUAUGUAUUGAUUUAGUGGACGUAUUAAUUCAGUCCGUACUUUACGCCAGACCCUGCUCCAAGAAUGCAUCAGUCGGCCAACCGCCGCGGUGAGGGCAGUUUGAACCGGUUUAGGACUCGUCCCCGAUGAUGCGGCUUCGCAGAUACUUUCUAUUUUUACAACCGGUCGCGCUCCAGCCGGGGCCUCGCCACAGCCUCGUAUCCAUGUGCCUAAAGUAGACCCGACUAUAGCGCUCUCCUCAACACUUAAAGCCUUACCUGUACGUCAGACCCACCAUAUCUAUGUAUUUUAACCCCGCGUCGUUUAACGUUUGUCUUCGUCUAUGACCAGUAUGGGGGAGGGGUGGGGGGCUGUAUGGGAGGAAGGAGGUUGUGGGGUUCAAUGCCGACAGAUUAGGGCCCCUCUUGCGGGGGUGUCUGGUGCCCCCUCCUGACUCUGAUUGGUCUGAGGAGCCAGGCGAGGGAGGGGGUGGUCAGGUGGGGGUCCUGGGAUGGUGACAUAUCAUUAGGGGUGGUUUUAUAUGAAGGUGUAGUGAUGACAUUAAGGCUCCUCUCGUUGUGCUCAGGGAGGGGGGGAGGGGGGGGCACACUGCUGGUUGGGUCGGAGGACUUAAAGGUGUUCCAAAAUUAUCUCGAUUCAAAGUCUUUCUUCCACACUUAUACAGGGAAAAAAACCAAAUGAAGAAAAAAAAUGUACUUUUUUUUUGAUUGUUCAACGUAUGUCUGCACCUCUGGAAGUAAAAAAAUCUUUACAGAUUACUUGUUAAUUGAUGAUAUUGCAAUAAAGAGGCUUCUAAACUGCUA
Molecule: messenger RNA, 6706 nt
Organism: Gadus macrocephalus (Pacific cod)
Lineage: Eukaryota; Metazoa; Chordata; Actinopteri; Gadiformes; Gadidae
Product: myosin-9-like
Exons: 36
Coding region: 257-5287 (1676 amino acids)
Cellular component (GO): myosin complex
Molecular function (GO): cytoskeletal motor activity; actin filament binding; ATP binding
Source: RefSeq, a predicted model, not a curated record